Messenger RNA from Mesorhabditis belari, 678 nucleotides. The record is from the annotation of a GenBank genome assembly. NCBI's taxonomy places the organism in Eukaryota, Metazoa, Nematoda, Chromadorea, Rhabditida, Rhabditidae.
AUGAACACACUGCCGACCGUCUCACCGCAAACAAUCUCCCAGAUUCUCGACAACAAUCGUCAGGCUUUCACAACACCGUUCAAGAAAUGUGAAGACGAUUUUGUUUCUGAAGUUCGUGGCAAAUUGAGAAUGGAACAAUUGAUGGAUAAAAUUGGAAAAAUGGAGCAACUUCGGGUCAAUGAGAAGCAACGAUUUGGAGCACGUCAAGCAGAAACUGAGGCUAAAUUCGAGCAAAUGAGAAGCGCUUUGGAAGAAGAGCAACGCCGACGGGCCAAAGCUGAGUCGAACAAAGAAAACAACGAGGCGAUGUUACUCUUAAUGAAUCAUAUGAAAGAGAGCGAUGUUCGACAACGAGAACAGUACGAUCAAGAACGACAAGCGGACGCUAUUCGAGAAGAGAGACGACACCAAGAAGCUCAAGAAAGAGUCGAUUCAGUGCGACAACAAAGGGUUUAUGAAGAAAACGAGCAGAGACGCGAAUAUCAAGAGCGAUUGGAUCAAAUGGAAAGAGAGCAAAGAGAGCGCCAACUUUGGAAUGAGCGACAACAGCAGACACAAGACCAACAACGACGCGUCCUCGAGAAUCAGCCUACUCAUGAGGAUCCCGAGCCAAACGGGGCUCGCCCCAUUUCUCAAGUUGUCUACUUUGGAUAUAGAAUCUUGCAUUCGUUGGGAUUU